AAUAGAUGACAAUAAUUUUUCGGACAGAUUGCCCAUUCGUAGAUGCAUGCAUGUGUCUCAACCCAUGAUUAAAGGUUACUGGAGAGAAAAACAUUUACAACCAGCCUGUCUUUUCACCGCUAUUCUUAGACCCUCUUUGGCUGAGAGAGGAGAGGAGAGGAGAGAAGAGAGAGGAAUAGAGAGGGAGAGGGCCGGGAAAAGACUGGCAGAAUCGCAAUGAUGCCCAGCUGGCCGAUCCCCCAGCUGGAGCCCAGCCAGAUCAGGCUGAUAGUCUACCAGGACUGCGAGAGGCGUGGCAGAAAUGUCCUCUUCGACUCCAAUGCCAAAAAGAGAGGCACGGAGGAAACCCCUAUCACAAGCACUGAGGCCCAGGUGAAGAUGUUCGGGAAAUGCUGCCAGCUCCGUCCUACAGGAGGCAGCAGCAGUUCCCUGGACAGCUCCUCCUCCUGCACCUCCGAAACCAAGGAAACCAAGGAGCAGGGCCUGCGCUUCCAGGGUUCGAGGUGUUCGUCUGAUGUGGCAAUGCUGGGGGAAAUGAUGUUCGGCUCUGUGGCUAUGAGCUACAAGGGUUCAACGCUAAAAAUCCAUCAGAUCAGAUCGCCACCUCAGCUGAUGCUGAGUAAGGUUUUCACCGCCAGGACGGGAGGCAGUGUGUACGGCAGCCUCAACACGUUACAGGACAGCCUGGAGUUCAUUGGGCAGGACAGCAACACACUAAGGCCUGAUCAAAACACAGGGGCCAACAGUCUGCUAGGGAACAUUGGAUUUUCUCAGCUCUGCAGCCCUCGACGGGCCUUCUCUGAACAGGGCCCUCUGCGCCUCAUCAAGAGCGCAUCUUUCUUUUCAGGUCACAGUCACCCUAUGGACAUGCCUGGCCGAGGGCUUUACGACGAGAGGGACAGUGGCAUCGCCAGGUCAGCCUCUCUGAGCAGCCUGUUGAUCACUCCCUUCCCAUCUCCUGGCUCUUCCUUGACCAGCAGCUGUGCAUCCAGCUACCAGCGCCGAUGGCUCCGUAGCCAAACCACCAGCCUGGAGAAUGGCGUCUUCCCUCGAUGGUCAGUUGAGGAGAGCUUCAACAUGUCUGAUGAAAGUGGUGGACCAAGCCUUGGUGUGGCUCGGAAGAAGAAGAUUGCCAUCGGAGUUAUCUUCAUGCUGUCCCCCAACCCGGAGGAGAACAACCGCUUCCAGGAUUUCUUUUUCUCGCACUUCCCUCUUUUUGAAAGCCACAUGAACAAACUCAAGAGCGCCAUCGAACAGGCCAUGAAGAUGAGUCGGCGGUCAGCCGAUGCCAGCCAGAGGGCCUUGGCUUACAGCCGAAUGGUGGAAGGUCUCAACGAGUUCAGGAUGACCAUCUGCGACCUCUACACCAUGCCCCGCGUGGCUGAGCCCGUCUGGUUGACCAUGAUGUCUGGAGCAUCGGAGAAGAACCAGCUCUGCGGGCACUUCAUGAGGGAGCUCUCCCUGUUGAUGGAGCAGGCCUCCAAGAACCAAUUCCUCCCUGCAUUAUUGACAGCCAUCCUGACCAAUCAUCUGGCCUGGGUUCCCACAGUCAUGCCCAAUGGGCAGCCUCCAAUCAAGAUCUUCCUCGAGAAACACUCUUCCAAAAGCGUCGACAUGCUGGCAAAGACGCACCCCUACAACCCGCUGUGGGCACAGCUAGGUGACCUGUACGGGUCCAUUGGGUCACCGGUACGACUCUCGAGGACAGUGGUAGUUGGGCGCAGACAGGAGCUCGUCCAGAGACUCCUCUAUGUCCUCACCUACUUCAUCCGCUGCUCCGAGCUGCUGGAAACACACAUGCUGGACAGUGCUGAGGAUGAGGCCAUCGUGAUGCCCGGCUCCCUCAUUACAACUUCUCUAAGGAAAGGAGAGGUUGAGGAGUCGGACUACGUCCUGGUUACCGUCCAUAAACCCAGUGGUGACUACUUGUCCCAUGGGGCCCACAGCCGACCAACGGAGGCAGAGGACAGCAGCUACCGUUCAGACAACAGCCUCCAGAGCAGCACAUACACAGACGCAGAGGUGGAGCACGGGGCUAGGGACACACCCAAGGAGGAGGAUGAGGAUCAGGAGGAUGAGGAAGAUGAGGACAGCAGCGAAAGUCAAGGGUCCAGGAGCAGUGUGCUUCAAACAGAAUACAGCCAGGGUAACAACCCUGUUAUCAGGACUACAGAAGCAGCAGAAUCUGGCGAGCUGCACCGGGAGACGAGCAGCCCGCUGGCCACUGAAGCCCGACUGGAAACAGUGCUCCGUGUUGGCUCGGCUUCACCCAGGGAGCAGGUCUGUGUGCUGGAUACAGAGACCAAGGGUGACCUGAAACUUAUCGUCCCAUCCAUACCUACAGUGCUUGCAUCAAGUGCAUCUCCAAGUCCUGUCACCGCAGAGGGUAAAAACUCUGAGGCAGAGGCUGGAGUGGAUGCAGGCAUUGGGAACCAGCCCACCAGACUGCUGGCUCCUCGGUCUUUGGGGAUCCCUCUAGAGAAAAAGCCCCCAGAUAAGAACAUGGCUGCUGCAGUGCCAGUACCUGUGAUGGGGCCGAUGACUUUGACUCUGACAGAAGAGGAGGAGCCAGCGACAAAAGUCACUUUCCUCAUCGGAGACUCCAUGUCUCCUGAGUCAGACACAGAGAGCCGCAGGAAGAAGGUGGAGGAGGAAAUGAAAAAGCACAGGAAACACCUCAAGGACAAACAUCUACUUGCCCAGCAGCUGCUGCUGCAACAAUCGCACCUGCAUAGAGGAGCAGAUUCAAAGACCAGCAACACCAGUGCAUCAGAGGACCAAACCAAACAGACCAAGGCGGCUCCAGCCCUGCAGCGGGUGUCCAGUAAGUGGAGCCCAAACUGUAUGGAUGAUUUCGAUGAGUAUUUCAGCCCAGAGAACCCCGUGGAGACAAGGACUAUAGAUGAUUUGGCUAAACGACAUGGGGGCAGCACCACAGACAGUAUGCGCAAAGACUUGCUGGACCCCUCGGGAGUCCCAAGGCCUGGUGAACUUGGGUGCUUCAAGGUUGCAGGCAGGAGCCAUGGUUUGGGUCUCUGUUUAGGUUCAGGUAAUGGAGAGGCAGGCUCCAGUAGGAAGAGAGACACUUUGCUGGAUGUUCAGAGAAGGUGCAGGUGUGGGUCAACAGAUUCAUUCGACAACUGCUGCUGCAGGGGCUGUUCUGCUGAGCAGGACCAGGGUCUUCUGCUGUCGGUCCCCGUCCCCCAGGACGGAAGCAGCAACAGCAAAGAGGACCAAAAGCGUAAAGAGCCCGUCAGUGACUGGGAGAUACCACGCAACGAGAGCUCUGACAGCGCACUGGGAGACAGCGAGAGUGAGGACACAGAGGACUGGCAGGAGGAGGUGCUGGUGCCAUUCCCGGGGUCAAAAUUGGUUGAGAACUACUCAAAGCCAACCAUUGCAAACUUCGGCCGCUCUCUGUUUGGAGGCUACUGCCCCACCUAUGUGCCAGACUUUGUCCUGCAUGGGGUACCCAGCGACGAGAAGCUCCGGCAGAGCCUCAUGGCGGAAUUAACCCACGCUGUUCAGCAUCCAGUUUUGGACGAGCCCAUAGCAGAGGCCGUUUGCAUUUUAGCAGACACAGACAAGUGGACGGUGCAGGUGGCCAGCAGUCAGAGACGAGCCACAGAUGUCAACAAACUGGGGAAGGAAGUCCUUGUGUCCAGCCUGGUGUCCAGCUUAUUGCAGUCCACUCACCAGCUCUACAAACUCAACCUCUCACCCAACUUUUGUAUAAUGCACCUUGAGGAUCGCCUGCAGGAAAUCUACUUUAAGAGUAAAAUGCUUGCUGAGUAUUUGAAGGGCCAGACGAGAGUCCAUGUGAAAGAACUGGGCAUGGUCUUAGGCAUUGAGUCCAGUGACCUUCCCCUGUUGGCCGCAGUGGCCAGCACUCAUUCUCCCUACGUGGCUCAGAUCCUGCUAUGAGACUAUAAAGGCACGGAGGUCACACGCAAGAGAUCUGCCCAAGGAAACCUGUCAGACGUGGGCGGGGCCACUUUGGCCCAAAGAACGGCCAUCCAAGCUCCGCAGCUGAGCCCCCACCCCCCGACAUGUUUCCCUGACCCGUGGGCCUGGGCUAAGUGGGAUCCUUUCUCUGAGCCUGAGUAGUGCACAUCUUUACGGACCACAGCCGGCGCCUCCCCUCACCACACUGCUGCUGAAUUUGUUGCAAUGCUGAUGUUGCACCACAGGGUGGAACUAGAGACCACAGUCCCACAGGCGGAGCGGGGCUCGAAGCAUCCCUGAAACGACCUUCUCCUGUUGUUUGAAUGUUUCUGGACGCUUUUUAUUUCUGGACACAGAAGCCAAAGACUUUACUAAUUUUUCCAGUUGAGAAUGAAACUUUAAGAUAUCUAAGAUAUCUUCAGUAUAACAGCAAUGGAUUUUGUUUCUUCUACUGCUUUUUCUUUUUUUCUGUACAAUCUUAAACCCGGUCGUACAAAGUGACGGAUUUUAAAGGAAACAGAUGGACACUUUUAAACAUUGCUUUGAGGUAAAUAUCAUCGAGAACAGUAUCAAUCUUUUGCCAAUAAUGUCAUUUUGUUCAUUUUCAUGUAUUUGUUUACAAGCCAAAUUUCCCUGAGAUAUCUCAACGACAACUUUUAAUUAUUUUUUGUCAGAUAGCGAUGCACACCUGACUUUAAAGCCUAUUUUCUAGCCAUGUGGGGGCGUGCAAACGAUGCUCUCUGUGAUUUUUGGUUCAACAAAUUGGUUUUGAAAUGGCAGGAAAUGGCUUUGACAUUCUUAUCACAGGUACAGCACUACCUCAGAUCUUCAUAUGGGCAGUAGAUGACACACAUUUACAGUCAGCCCAUAGAAAACCCUGAGGUCUCCUUUUUAAGCUCUUUUAAUCAGAGGAAUGUCAGCGUCAACCUGUGUGCAGACUCUAUGCUGUGUUCUUUGAAAAAGGGAAGGCUGUUUAAUUCCUUUGGAUGGUUGUCGACACAACAAAAAAGGAAGAAAAAAACAUAGUGUUGCUCCAGAAUGUGAUUAAAGAGGAGGGGUCCCUUUCUACUGUGGAAAACUAAGACAUGCAUCACCUGCGUAUAUUUUAAAACAAAAAUGCUGAAAUAUUUUCACACUUUUAUAGCUUCCCCGCACCUUUAUACGAUGUUUACGGCUUCGAUGUUUGCUGCAGGGCGAGGAGGAGAGGAACACAGUCGGCCUUACGAUGGAUUAAAAUGUGUGUCGUUUAACACUACUUUCAAAUGUUUGUACUCAUGAAAAACACACAAAAUACAAAAUGAAAGUAGCAACGUUUUCUUCUUUUGUUUUCUUUUUGAUUUUCCAUCACGGAUAAAUGAGUUUGGUUGUGUUGUCAUGCAACCAGGGUGCGAUUUGCUGCUCACACAGCUUCUGCUCAUGGAUCCUCUCCAGGGUAUAAAGUGUAGCCUGCAGCUGCCUUAUUUCACUGUUUUCACUAUUGUUUUCGCUGUCAUCAGUUGACAGCAUUGGAAAAAAUAUAUUCUAUGUUUUCUGUAUGAUGGUUGAGAAAAUGUUUUUAAAUUCCCCAAUGACUGACUGCAUUUUUAUAAUAAUAAACAGUCAAAAGCAGAGAAGAACUCAACACGAUGCCCCAUAAUUGUACUGUGCUUUUAUCCCCUUAUGAGGAAGACGGACAAAGUUUAACUAUCCCCAAAUUUCUAAAAUUCUUACUUAAAGACUGGAGCAUGUCUGUUAAUGACCUUCAGGAUCACAGUAUGUUGAAUGGUUUAUAUUGCCAGAGCAGGAAUAACCCUGAGAACACUUUCUUUCUAUGAUCUCAAAUCGCACCCUGUAUAUGACCCGAGUCUUAAUAGGAAGCAUGAACGCAUCACAGGCUUCUGGAGAGCUCAUUUUGCUGGUAAAACUCGAUACACACACAUACAUAUGCGCUUGUUACUGUAUUGAAGAUGCUCCGCUGUAUCAGCCUACAUUUUGUACAACCCAGCCACUAUGUUUAAAAAAAGGUAUGAAUUUAUCUUCCCCUCCUCUUUGUAUGAUAAAUAAAUAAUAAUUAUUAUAAUAAUAAUAAUAAUAAUAAUAAUUAUUCAGUCGCCCACGGUUAUGUGUAACGAUUCAUGUAAACUGUACAUACUCAGUUUAUUUCCAUGUAUUUGUACAGAAUGUCUUUUAAGAAUUGUCUCUUCGAAAAAUUAUUUUUUUUUCCCAAUUUUAUGGGAAUGUUGUGCAAUAAAGAUGCCGAUGUUAAGAAUUGA
This is a messenger RNA of Acanthopagrus latus (yellowfin seabream), 6197 nucleotides long. RefSeq names its product folliculin interacting protein 1 (gene fnip1). The record is from RefSeq and is a predicted model, not a curated record. The coding region runs from base 217 to 3924 and encodes 1235 amino acids. Gene Ontology annotation, molecular function: protein-folding chaperone binding; ATPase inhibitor activity. NCBI's taxonomy places the organism in Eukaryota, Metazoa, Chordata, Actinopteri, Spariformes, Sparidae. The transcript has 19 exons. Gene Ontology annotation, cellular component: cytoplasm.